This is a messenger RNA of Cyanidioschyzon merolae strain 10D, 993 nucleotides long. RefSeq lists its product as hypothetical. The record is from RefSeq and is a predicted model, not a curated record. Bases 1 to 993 code for a protein of 330 amino acids. Lineage: Eukaryota; Rhodophyta; Bangiophyceae; Cyanidiales; Cyanidiaceae. The transcript has a single exon.
AUGCAUCGGUGCGCGUUACCUGGACGUUUCAGAGAGUUGACGCGUGGAAAAGCGCUUCGUUGUGCCUCACAGUGGAGACGGUGUGUGAACGUGCUGCUCAAGCCGACGAGAGACACACUAGCCAGCACCAGGGUGCACCGUUGGUCGGUACCGGUUUUGGUUUUAGAAAAGGCAAAAGUCGCUUGCCUACCCAUGUCGACGAGCGCUGGAAGCGACGCGUCCAGUGCGCGCUGCCCCACCGGUCGAGACGCAACGCGAGGUGAACACGCGACGGGCCUCAAUUCAAACGCUCUCAGCAACGAAUGUACAGACGAAUCGCUGCCUGGAGUGCAAGUCACGACAGCCGCCUUGGCAGCGCGUGGCGGCACGGACAGAGGCUGCGCAUCAGCUGACACUUGCUCAUCGAGCCGCACCUCAAAAGAGCCGCUGGAAGCUGUCCCCGGUGAAACGCGUGAAGCAUCAAGUCGGAGGCGCGUCGCGGAACAAGCGUGCUCUCCGGCAAAGUCGCUGGUGACUUGUUCUGAACACCUCAGUAUCGGGACUUCUGGGGACACGCUGCAGCACGACCGUGUCGACGAGUCACGCCAACGCCCGACGCCAGCCACGUCAUCAACCGGGAACUGGGAUACCGAACAAGUCGAGCGCCUGUCUAUCGCUGAACUUUUACGUGUGGAACCUUCGUCUUUAGAAGAUUAUGAGCGCUUGCUGGUCGAGACCAAAGUCGCAGCCGCCAAUGCAGAGUCGGAACGAGAGCGACUUGAGUACCAAGUGCAGUCGCUCCGAAAGCGAGUUCUAGAGCUUGAGACAGCCUUGGAUGCGACGCGAGAGGCCUACGAAGCCCUCAAGCUCAAGUCACUUCACCUCUCUGACGAGGUGGAAACAUUGCAAAGACGAAACAGAGCGCUGGAGUUGCGUCUCUACGACCUUGACGGGGAAUGGAAUCGCGGCCGAAAUACCCAACGAGAGGGCACGUCGAAAGCCACAGGGCUUUAG